AUGACAGACUUCGGGAUCGGUGAGUUAAGGGUAGACGGAGCAGACACAGAAGCCAGGAAUCACUCGAGUGAAGAGGAAAAUGAGGAUUGGAUUAAACCUCUUAUUCACCAGUCCCAGGGGGCUAAAGAGUUUGCCUACUGCCCCUACAGUAAGUUCCGGGUGGGGGCAGCCCUGUUGGCACAUGAUGGGACAGUUUUUACAGGAUGCAAUGUAGAAAAUGCUAGCUACAACCUUGGCCUCUGUGCAGAGAGGACCGCUAUUGCAAAAGCUGUUUCCGGGGGAUACAGAAGUUUUAAGGCUAUUGCUAUUGCCAGUGACCUGGAAGACCAGUUCAUCUCACCAUGUGGAGGUUGCAGACAGUUCAUGAGAGAGUUUGGUGAUCAUUGGUCCGUCUACCUAUCCAAGCCUGAUGGUUCUUACAAGGAAAUGACUAUAGAAGACCUGCUUCCUGUGUCCUUUGGGCCCGAAGACCUGAAGAAAAAGAGAUUGUUCACCACAAAGAAUGGGUCAUAA
This is a messenger RNA of Salvelinus namaycush (lake trout), 513 nucleotides long. Its product is annotated as cytidine deaminase-like. Gene Ontology annotation, molecular function: zinc ion binding; cytidine deaminase activity. The record is from RefSeq and is a predicted model, not a curated record. The coding region runs from base 1 to 513 and encodes 170 amino acids. The transcript has 4 exons. Gene Ontology annotation, cellular component: cytosol. NCBI's taxonomy places the organism in Eukaryota, Metazoa, Chordata, Actinopteri, Salmoniformes, Salmonidae.